This is a messenger RNA of Symbiodinium pilosum, 3510 nucleotides long. Lineage: Eukaryota; Dinophyceae; Suessiales; Symbiodiniaceae. The record is from the annotation of a GenBank genome assembly.
AUGAGUGGCGUCGAUAUUGACGAGUGCGUUUCUGAUGCUAUAACGAGCAAGAUUGCAGCCUUGCAGCAGAUUCCAUUGUUCCAGCAAUGUAGAGAGUCUGUUGUUCACAAAACUGCUCAGCGACUGCAGACAAGAUUCGCCGUGCCUGGCGAAAUCGUGACCCGAGCUGGCGAUGAGUCGGAUUGCAUCUUCCUUUUGGCAUCUGGAUCUGUACAAGUUUGGUCUUCCGCACACGAACCUGCUGACCUUAGCGAUGCAGGAGUCAUUGGUGACCCAAGAGUCUUGCUUCGCAGGGCUGGUGCUCAGCACAACGUCGUUGCAAAGACGUUUUGUCACAUGCACAUGCUGACGGCUGUUGAAUUCAGAGAAGCUGCUGGUAUCAAGGAAGAUGACAGCCGGGAUGUGGCACAACUUCUGGAGAGCCUCAAGAGUGCAUGGAAGCCUGUGACUAAAAGCGAAGUCGUGGACAACGUCAGUCUGAGGAAGAGGACAUCAAUGAAGCGGGCGGUCACAACUGCUCUACGUGUCAUACAGUUUGUCAGCGCCAUCAAGAAAGAAGGCGCCAAGAAAGCCAACCGUGUGCAGCCGCACGCGGGGGAGCCUGCCGAGCCGGAGCCAAAGAAAGCCGCGGUGGCCAAGCAAGCCUCGGCCUCCAAGGAGACCAAGAUGCCGAAGGAGCCCAGGGAGCCAAAGGAGCCAAAGCCAAAGGAGGGCUCUACCAAGCGGAGGCCAACAUCGCGACUCCACAGAGAGCUCAAGGCCAACAAGGACAAGCUCUCAGAAGACGACCAGGACAGGGAAGCAAGCGGACAGAAGGAUGUUCUCACCUUCAACACAGAAGCACAGAAAAUGGAGAUCUCCAUGUCCUUGCAGAGCCUCGACUUCUUCUCGACGCUGGACACGUUCAGCUUUGAGCGUUUGAUCUCACUUUUUCAGAAGAAAUUCUGGAGGAGGAACGAACAGCUUCUGGUCGAGGGCAAGCCUGCAAAGGCCAUGCACGUGGUACUCCAGGGUGACGUCAACAUUGUCAUUGGUGGCAAGGUUCUCAACAAGUUAGGCCCGAAGUCAGUCGUUGGAGAGCGCUCCGUCUUGAGCUCUAGCUCCGGAGAUCCAGCUCCUUGCGGCGCAACCGUCACAGCUGCAAGCCCAAUCGUGAUGACCGCAUCAGCAGCACGAGCACACCUUCAAGAUCUCUUCUUCAAGGAUGCCGCCCUUUUGGAGCACUUCCAGUCCAGAUUUGACAUCGAGCGCGAACGUCGUGGAGUCACCAGCUUUCGGAACGUCAAGCUCUUUCGAGAGGCUGACCCAAGCUUCACCCAGGCGCUAGAGGUGGCUGUGAAGGAAAAGGUCUUCGAUGUGGGGGACAACUUAGUGACUGAGGGCCAGGAAUGCCACGAGGCGGUCAUGCUCUGCCGCGGCACUGUGAAUGUCUUGAGUGACGACGUCAUAGUAGCAUCGUUCACUGUCAAGGACAUGGAGGAUGCUAUGCUUUUCGGAGACUUUACGCUGCUGGGCUUGUGGCAAACUCCGAAAGCGUCCAUUGCAGCAGCAACCUCCUGCCUCGUGCAGGUCAUCCAUUCAGAUGCUCUUCGGCGCUGUCUUGACUUAUAUCCAGAUGAGUCCUUCAUAUUUCGCGAGCUGGUCGAGAAGCGGUUGGACGUCAUAUACCGUCAGGAGGAGCAAGUCAAGAAACAGAAGUCACAGGCAAGUCUUCAAGGCAGUGCUUUGGAGGUGCAGGACGACACUCCGAAGAAUGGCAACAGCAGCCCAGGCGCGGACAAUGCCAAGAUGGGUGAGGAGACGCCAGUGCCACCGCGUCGAACCAUUCCGCGCGGAAUACGACAGGUGAAGGAUCUGCGCUUGCUAUGCACAAAGGCCAUGAAGGAGCUUGAGUCCUACCUGCACAAGCGACUGUUCAUCCCGGAUCAGGUGAUUGUCCAUCAAGGCACGGACCUGCAAGACGUGUAUGUGCUGCAGCAAGGCACCUGUGAGGCCCUCAUUUUCGGAGCAGCCUUCGAGACGAUGCAAGGCCCUUGCAUCAUCGGAGGUCUUCCAUCAGUGCUGACGAAGAAGGUUUUCACAACGGUCAUUGCCACAGAGACCUGCUUCGUUGUCAAGAUCUCCCAGAGGCACUUCAACGCCGUUUUGGACAAGUACCCAGAAGAUCGCAAGAAGCUUUUUGCCGCUGCCAACCGCGCCUUCAGCACGUUGUGUGACGAUUUUCAACAGAACGUGUGGAUAGCUCAGGCUUUCCAAGAGCAGCUCGCAGCGAUGCCAUGUCUUGCUGGCGCAUGCCAAGAGUUUUUGGCAGCGCUUGCACAUGUCUUGGAACCACGUUUACUGCUCCCUGCCCAGGAGAUUUUUUUGUCCAGCGGCAAGGAAGAUGGUGCAGAUUUGUACUUUGUUUUUGAAGGACACUUCCAUCACUUGCAGAAAGGUGCAGUCAUGGGCACCAUCUCGCCAAAGAUGGUCUUCGGCAUUUUGGAAGUCUUCGGCAUCAACGACGUUUCAAAUGAUAUGAGGAUCUGGUCUGAUGAGAUCUGCAAGGUCGGGGUCCUCACACAGGCGAAGCUCUGCGACUUGCUGCAUGAAUUUCCACAGGAGCGGGGCAAGUUCGAGAAGCUAGUGCACAACCUCAUGGAGGAUAGCGUGAACCACCACCUGGUCUUGCUGCCCUUCUUUUCUGGCUUGAGCAACCAGCAGAUUCUGACAGUUUGCCAUCUUUUGGACAGGAGGUUUCUCCUGCCUGAUGUCACAAUCGUGAAAGAAGGCGAUGGAGGAGAGUUCAUGAUGGUCUUGAACUGCGGGAAGGUUGAAAUUUUCUACAAGGAUGUGAGCAUGGGCAUGCUUUUGGCGGGACGGGCAUUUGGCCACAGCCAGAUGAUGGGAUUGCAUGCCCGCUACCACGCAACCUUGAAAGCCAAGAGUACUUGCCACAUCCUCCUCAUUUUCUGGCACAUGCUGAGCGGCCUAAUUAGCACUGCUGCCGACCUGGCCUGGGUGCAAGCCAUGAAACGACAGGCUCAGGAUAUUCACAACUCGGAAAGCGCAACCUUUGCCCGCAAGCUGCAGCAGAAGUCCAACAUGGCCAGAUCGAGGCACUUGCUCAUGGACAAUUUCAACAUCGCUGCCGGGCUUUGGAGCUUGCGCGAAAUUCUUCAGGAAUGGUACCAGGUAGCCAGCGCGGGGAAGCAAACGGCGCAAGAUGAGGUCAAGCAGUAUUCUGAGCUCAAAGAUUCCGAAGGCGAACGGUGGAGAGGCAAAAGCAUGGCCCAUGUCGAAAUCAACACUGCCUCAAAGAAACAUCACUCCCUGGCUGCAAGACCUGUACGUUUCAGGCACAACAUGCGGUGGAGUGACUUGCCAAGGAGCAACUGCAAGAAGGACUUCUCGGGAUGGGACUUGCAGUCGGGACGCUUGGACAUCUGGAAGGGCUUCACAGGGCCUGCCUGGCUUUACAGCGUUCGGAAGGAGGUGGUGCAGGAGAAGCAGCCAAACAGUCGGAAAUGA